AGUUGAAGUUUGAGGAAAGUGUCCCGUUGCUCUGCCAAAAUUCAAACUUAGAAAUGGAGGGAAAAUCGUGUUUCUCCUUCUAGUUCUUCUUCUCUUCUUCUUCUUCUUCUUCUUCCUCACUCCAAUCUUUCUACAGUUCUUUUCUCUAACAAUCACUUCUCUUUGAUUCCUCUAAUGGCCGAAACAUUAAGCCCUAAUCCAUCAAUACCGCAGAAGCAGAGGCGUCCCGUGCCCUCUCAGUUACAAUCUCCCACUAGCCCUUUUUUCCUUGGCUCCAACGAUGACAAACUUGAGCGUGCUCAAGCACGCGCCGCACGCGCUGCUGCAAAUCGCCGCAAGUCCAUUGCUACCAAUCUCCUACCUCGCCAAGAUCCCAAUAUUUUUCUCGACAAGCGCCAGAUCCUCGAGUUAUUUCAAAAUUGCAUCAAACUCGCUAGUGAAAAUAAAAUUAAUCAGAAAAAUACAUGGGAACUGAAUUUAAUUGACCAUCUUGCUGAGAUUAUCAAGGUUGAAGAAGAGGACACAGAGACGAAUUUUCAGAAGGCAAGUUGUACUCUUGAAGCUGGAGUUAAGAUCUACUCACUAAGGGUGGAUGCCACUCAUUCAGAGGCAUAUAAAGUGCUUGGAGGGAUGAACAGGGCAGGCCAAGAAAAUGAACAAGAAACCAUCACCCAGGAGGGAAAUCCAGAAAAUGACCAGGAGGAAGUUCGUUCUAGAAAAGAGCAGGAUAAAAAGUUGUCUCCUUUGUCGACACUGGAGCCGUCUUUUGAGGCUCUAAAUGUAAAGAAGUUUGAUGUGGCAUUUGCGGUGGAUCCGCUUUAUCAUCAAACAUCUGCUCAAUUUGAUGAGGGUGGGGCCAAGGGUCUGUUAAUGAAUAAUCUUGGAGUAUAUGGUGCCUGUAGGGUGCUUUUUGAUUCAGAUGAAGUUCCUGGGAAAUGUAUGUCUUUUGAGAACAGGCAGGGUAGCUCAGAUAUGAUUGACAUCUCUUUUGCCAAAGAUUGCAUCGAGGAGAUGGUACUGAAUAUGCGUGUUAAGGAUGAAAUAUCUCCAACUCUGAGGAAUAUAGUUAAUCUAUUUGAUGAAGAUAACAUACGACCAUCAGAUUAUUGUAGUUCAGGUCCGAAAGCAGCUGAGCAAGUGCAUAUGGAUUAUGAUGUAGAUGACAGAUUUCAUGGUGAUGAUUUUGAAAACUUUGGCACUGAAAAUUAUGAUAACGAUGACCAAACAAGCAUGGUUGAUGAUGGACCUGGUGGUGGAGAUGCAGAUUUUUCAACUUACAACGAGGAAAGUGUGUCGACUACCUACCAUGACCCUGAUGUUGAGGAAAGAUUGGGGAACGUUGAUGAAUAUUUGAUUUCAUGUUUGGGUUUUACUGUAAGACAGAAUGCUUGGGCGGGCCCCGAGCACUGGAAGUAUCGUAAAACUAAAGGUUCUAGAGAUAGUCCUACAGAAAAUGGAUUAGAAACGACAACCAAGAGAGCAAGAAGUAAGAAACAAGCAGAGAAUGAUAUUGAUUUCACAAAGAAUUUGGAAAAAGAAGUUACAGAUCUCUUCGUGCCUCCAAGAAACCCCAAAUCAUUGUUGUUGCCUAAGAAUAGAGCACCUUGCAAUACUAAGCUUCCUGAAGAUUGCCACUACCAGCCUGAAGAUCUCGUGAAGUUAUUUCUUUUGCCUAAUGUAAAGUGCCUUAGGAGAAAAGGAAGACAACAUUCAGAUGAACCAAUGCACCACAACGAUGAUUAUGGAACAAUGCCAUCCUGGGAAGAUGAUAAUGACUUUGGUGGCCAAUUUGAUGAAGGUGAUGGUCAAAGUGAUGUGGAGGACCCCGAUGCUCUUGUUACUCAGCCUCGCCAGGUUAACAAAGUUGAAGUUCAAUACGACAAAAAGUCCAAGCAAGUUGAUGUCCAGGCUUUGAAGGAAACACUCUGGUCUCAUUUGCAAGAAUCUCAAACAGACACUGAGGGCGAAGACGAAAUGGCAUCUUUCAAGCAAAUCCUUGCCACCUUUCCAGACGAUUGCAGAGCUGCUCAAACCAUUAAUGACAUCUCGCCCCAUUUAUGUUUUAUAUGUCUAUUACAUUUAGCCAACGAGCAUGGAUUAAGUAUAAAAGGCUCUGACCACUUGAACGAUCUCACUAUUCACUUUGGUUGUCAAAAUUAACGUAGAAUAUUUGUGAAGUUGUGUACCACAUAGUUUUUUACAUGUAAUUUAUCACUGUAUGCACUUGGCUUUCCAUUUGCUCCAACGGUUGUCAUUGAUGGUGCAAUUUAACCAGAAUAUAUUGCUGUGGAAAUU
Messenger RNA from Cucumis sativus (cucumber), 2295 nucleotides. RefSeq names its product condensin complex subunit 2. The transcript has 13 exons. Gene Ontology annotation, molecular function: chromatin binding. The coding region runs from base 175 to 2160 and encodes 661 amino acids. Lineage: Eukaryota; Viridiplantae; Streptophyta; Magnoliopsida; Cucurbitales; Cucurbitaceae. Gene Ontology annotation, cellular component: condensin complex. Gene Ontology annotation, biological process: mitotic chromosome condensation. The record is from RefSeq and is a predicted model, not a curated record.